AUGAGAGACUCAUCUUGCGUUUUCCUCCCAAUCCGCAGUCGCCUCUCCCUCCAAUCCCACCAUCGCCUCUCCCUCCUUCCCAGCCGCCGUCGCCGCUUCUUCCUAUCCCACCGUCGCCUCUCCCUCCUCCCCGCCGUCGCCUCGCCCUCCCUCCCCGCCGUCGCCUCUCCCUCCUCCCCGCCGUCGCCUCUCCUCCUCCCCGCCGUCGCCUCUCCCUCCUCCCCGCCGUCGCCUCUCCUCCUCCCCGCCGUCGCCUCUCCCUCCUCCCCGCCGUCGCCUCUCCCUCCUCCCCGCCGUCGUCUCUCCCUCCUCCCCGCCGUCGCCUCUCCCUCCUCCCCGCCGUCGCCUCUCUCUCCUCCCCGCCGUCGUCUCUCCCUCCUCCCCGCCGUCGCCUCUCCCUCCUCCCCGCCGUCGCCUCUCCCUCCUCCCCGCCGUCGCCUCUCCCUCCUCCCCGCCGUCGCCUCUCCCUCCUCCCCGCCGUCGUCUCUCCCUCCUCCCCGCCGUCGCCUCUCCCUCCUCCCUGCCGUCGCCUCUCCCUCCUCCCCGCCGUCGCCUCUCCCUCCUCCCCGCCGUCGCCUCUCCCUCCUCCCCGCCGUCGCCUCUCCCUCUUCCCCGCCGUCGCCUCUUCCUCCUCCCCGCCGUCUCGCGAGAGCGGGUUGGUGCGUUCCCGGUCCUUCCAUCCCCCCUCCAACCGCCCGCUGGAAUUUCCUUCAUUUUCUGCUCCCUUCGUAA
Messenger RNA from Closterium sp. NIES-65, 732 nucleotides. NCBI's taxonomy places the organism in Eukaryota, Viridiplantae, Streptophyta, Zygnematophyceae, Desmidiales, Closteriaceae. The record is from the annotation of a GenBank genome assembly.